Molecule: messenger RNA, 2272 nt
Organism: Poeciliopsis prolifica (blackstripe livebearer)
Lineage: Eukaryota; Metazoa; Chordata; Actinopteri; Cyprinodontiformes; Poeciliidae
Gene: hapstr1b
Product: HUWE1 associated protein modifying stress responses b
Exons: 4
Coding region: 217-1008 (263 amino acids)
Source: RefSeq, a predicted model, not a curated record
UUCUAAGGUGUUGUCAUCCGCUUUCUUGGGUUUGGUGUUCAACGUUGGAUAGAUAAUAUUGACAAUGCGGCUCUAACAGCAUUACUAUUCCUUGGUUUCUGUAGGUGGUGGAGGGGUGUAUUAUCUAUUUCUCUGAUACAACGUCAAAGAGAGAUAGCUAAGUCACCCAUAAGUCAGAGAAAACUCCACUUUGAACAGAAAGCUAACCUGUUAGCUAUGGAGGAGAGGAAGGAAGAGGGAGAAGCUGAAAUCCAAGAACACGGCCCCGAGCACUGGUUCUCAAAAUGGGAACGGCAGUGUCUGGCAGAAGCUGAACAGGACAAUCCUAAUGAAGAAGAAAGGGAGCAAAGUCAACAGAAACUGUGGCACCUCUUUCAAAACUCUGCUACCGCCGUCGCACAGCUUUACAAAGAUCGUGUGUGCCAGCAGCAAGGUCUGUCCCUCUGGGUGCCCUUCCAGAAUGCAGCCACUGCUGUCACUAACCUGUACAAAGAGAGUGUGGAGGCCCACCAGCGGAGCUACGACCUGGGUGUUCAUUUAGGUCACCAGCGCAGGAAUAAGGAGGUGAUUGCAUGGGUUAAAAAGCGACGAAGAACUAUUAGACGAGAAGAUCUCAUCAGCUUCCUCUGUGGUAAAGUUCCACCUCCGCGGACAGCUCGCGCACCGCCUAUUGUUGCUAUGGUGUCUGCAAGUCGGCCAUCACCGCCAGAGACAGACAGCUCUGUGGAAGCAGAUCUGCAGCCUUUCAGAGAGGCUAUAGCCCUGCACGGUCUGAGUGGUGCUAUGGCUAGCAUUUCUGUGCGCUCCGGCCCUCCAGGUUCCCCGACACAUCCUGCCCAGUCUCUCAGUCGACGUAGGAAUGGUCUCCACGACAUGGACCUGAACACCUUCAUAGCUGAGGAGAUGGCACUUCAUUUAGAUUCUGCUGCCACUCGUAAACGAGGCUCUGCACCCCACAGUGACGUCAUCACAGACUCACCCACUCAUAAACGGAACAGAAUGCUCUGAACUGAACAUCGAAUCCUUAGCUGUUCUCUCCUUGGUGGCCGGUCAGACAGACGAUGAGGACUGAUGCCUUGGCUGACCAUCAAACUCUUCCUCUUUAGUUGCAAUGUUAUGAAUAAAGAAAAGCUUGGAUAUUAUCAGCCUGCAUAUUUAUCUCCUUCCUUAUUUUUCCAUCCCAUUUUUUUGUAAGAAAUGUCACUCAUUCUCUCCAUUGUAAAGUUCAUUUUAUGAUUUGUUUUACCCUCAGUAUUCUGAUACAAGCACUCAUUGCUCUUUAUAUCCUUAAAGUGCAGAAUAUUGCAUUUGAAUAUUUCUCAUUGUGCUUAUUUUUUCUCCAAAUCAGAUGAACCAAAUUUAUUCCUUCUGUUUUCAGCUUGCAUCCAACCUCUUCCUGAUCUACUCUUUUCUGCAGGUCAGUAUCGGGGGUCUUCAGGAGUCUGAACUGCUGCUGCUGUUUGGCUUGACUUAAAAAUGCCACAUAGAUUUUACUCUGCUGCUGUUUCAUGUUAGCCUAUUUGACAGCAGAACUGCCACACUUACUGUAUCGUACGUGUCUCUGCCUUUAAGAAAGCUGCUAGAGUAUCUGGUUGUGGUGCAACAGUGAGCGUGUGCGCACACUUGUUUCCUCUGUUAUUGGCAACACCCUACUGUUUACUCUUCAUUUAUUUACUGAAACAAGAGGUUAUUGCAGCACAUCGGUUGAAUUUACACAAACCAGUGGGCUGAUGGGAUUGGUAUGUUCUUAAAAAACAUUCUUUGAUAAAAUCCCCUCAUUUUUUGUUAUUAGCAGUUCUAUACAUUAACUGCACUACCAUUCAUCAACAGAAAGCCAUUCAGAGUUUCUAAUUCCAUAUGGGUGCAUCUUGGUUCUUGUUGCAUUGCAAACAGUAACAGUGGUCAAGACAUGCAUUUGACCUGCUUAAUGUUUACACUUAACCCAUAGUUAGAUCAUAGUAUUGUCAUUAUUUUUUGUUCCUUAAUUUUCAUGAUGUGCAACACUUUCAUACUCGUGAUUUCAGCUUUAAACCUAGAAGGGGCCGGUGGCUGUGAGAUUAUAUUUUGUUUAGCCAGCUCAUGGAAUAAUGGGUGUGUUAGUUUGGCAAAAACACUUGUUUUUUCCUGAUUUCACACACUGUUUUGUGAUACAAUCUUGUGUAAGCAUGUAAAUAUGUAGGUGCAGCUAUGUGGUACAUAUUGUAAAAAGAAGUGCUAAUCCAUUGGGAAGUCCUUGUACAAUGAUUCUAAAAUUAAAGAGAAUACAAAUGUU